CUGGCCAUGGGCGACGCGCGGUCGGAGGUGCCGCUGGCCGUGCUCCAGGACCGCCCGGCCUCGACGGCGACGUCGCCGGUGCCGACACCGCAGCCUGCGGAGCCUGGCACCGACACCGGACAGCAAGAGGUGUAACCCCGGCGCUGCGGCGCAGGCUGCAUGCCCGUCUCUGCAGCGACAGGUGUCCCCGGGCGCCACCCUGGAGCCUGAACGCCGCCGCCGCUUCGCCCAAUGAAUUCGUUUCAGACGAGCAAUUGAAGCAGAGUCCUUGUCUCGGGGUGCUUGUACACUUGUGUAGCCUCCCGCUCGAUUACGACUUCGACUAGUCUGAGACACAGGAUACAUCUCCAAUUGCAAUGUUUCAAGUCCAGAAGCGUAGAACGCGAGAAUGUCGUAUGAGAAGAGACAUUGCAAGGCCAAACUGAACAGCUGGUGUUUCUGGCGGUGACGGUGAAUCUCUGUCUCCAUUUUCCAAUCUGCUACAUGUGUUCGUGAUCAUACGUGAAGCUUCCCCAGAACACUGCACCGGCAGCAAGUAGUGCUCCAAUGGGCGAAUGCAGCACGGAGUACAGGGGCCUCCCCGACGGCAAUGGCGCCGUUGCUGACGGCGUGGCGUCGGUGCCGGAGACGCUCCGCAAGGUCUCCAUCGUCCCGCUGGUCUUCCUCAUCUUCUACGAGGUCUCCGGCGGGCCGUUCGGCAUCGAGGACAGCGUGGGCGCGGCAGGCCCGCUCCUCGCCAUCGCCGGCUUCCUGGUCCUCCCCGUCAUCUGGAGCAUCCCGGAGGCGCUCAUCACGGCGGAGCUCGGCACCAUGUUCCCGGAGAACGGCGGGUACGUCGUGUGGGUCGCCUCCGCGCUCGGCCCCUACUGGGGGUUCCAGCAGGGGUGGAUGAAGUGGCUGAGCGGCGUCAUCGACAACGCGCUCUACCCCGUCCUCUUCCUCGACUACCUCAAGUCCGCCGUGCCGGCGCUGGGCGGCGGCCCGCCGCGGGCGUUCGCGGUCCUGGGACUGACGGCGGUGCUGACGCUGCUGAACUACCGGGGGCUCACCGUCGUCGGCUGGGUCGCCAUCUGCCUCGGGGUGUUCUCCGUCCUGCCGUUCUUCGUCAUGGGGCUCAUCUCUCUCCCCAAGAUUCGGCCGGCGAGGUGGCUGGUCGUCGACCUCCACGACGUGGACUGGAACCUGUACCUCAACACGCUGUUCUGGAACCUCAACUACUGGGACUCGAUCAGCACGCUGUCCGGCGAGGUGGAGAACCCCGGCAAGACGCUGCCCAAGGCGCUCUUCUACGCGGUGAUCUUCGUGGUCGUGGGCUACCUGUACCCGCUCCUCGCCGGCACCGGCGCCGUGCCGCUGGACCGGUCGCAGUGGAGCGACGGCUACUUCGCCGACCUCGCGAAGCUCCUCGGCGGCGCGUGGCUGAUGUGGUGGGUGCAGGCGGCGGCGGCGCUGUCGAACAUGGGCAUGUUCGUCGCCGAGAUGAGCAGCGACUCGUACCAGCUGCUGGGGAUGGCGGAGCGGGGCAUGCUGCCGGCCUUCUUCGCGCGGCGGUCGCGGCACGGAACGCCGCUGGUGGGCAUCCUCUUCUCGGCCUCCGGCGUGCUGCUGCUCUCCUCCAUGAGCUUCCAGGAGAUUGUGGCCGCCGAGAACUUCCUCUACUGCUUCGGCAUGCUGCUCGAGUUCGUCGCCUUCGUGCUGCUGCGCGUGCGCCGGCCCGGCGCGCCGCGGCCGUACCGCGUCCCGCUCGGGACCGCCGGGUGCGUGGCGAUGCUGGUGCCGCCCACGGCGCUGAUCGUGGUGGUACUCGCGCUGUCGACGCUCAAGGUGGCGCUGGUGAGCCUCGGCGCCGUGGCCGUCGGGCUCGUGCUGCAGCCGCUGCUGAGGCUCGUGGAGAAGAAGGGGUGGCUCAGGUUCGCCGUGAACUCGGACCUCCCGGACAUCGGCGUGGGGCGCGCACCCGACGCGGCGGACGAGCCGCUGGCGCCGUAGCCCGUAGGGUGGGCUGCGUCAAAGGGCCAAACCGAGCUAGUUUUGGGCUUCGCUCACAUGGCGCGGCAAGAGAUUUGAGUGGGCUUGGAGGCCGGGGUGGGCUCGGAUAUCAAAAGGUAGCUCGUGGAGGUUCGCAUUCCCUUAUUUUACGCGACUUUGAUUUAAGUCGCGUAACACGCUGGAGGCUUGUUGUUUUGGCUUUUGCUCGCCUAGGAUGAAGCAUAGCGUUCUGGUAGUUCUGGUAGUUUUAACAACCAUUGUGUCGGUGUCAAACGAAUUUGACACCGAACGAUCCGUGUUUCGGUGGGAAUAAUACUCGUAUUUGGAAAAACAGGUCUCUGUUUA
Messenger RNA from Setaria italica (foxtail millet), 2334 nucleotides. Its product is annotated as polyamine transporter PUT1. NCBI's taxonomy places the organism in Eukaryota, Viridiplantae, Streptophyta, Magnoliopsida, Poales, Poaceae. Gene Ontology annotation, biological process: transmembrane transport. Gene Ontology annotation, molecular function: transmembrane transporter activity. Bases 547 to 1989 code for a protein of 480 amino acids. The transcript is spliced from 3 exons. Gene Ontology annotation, cellular component: membrane. The record is from RefSeq and is a predicted model, not a curated record.